AUGAGCGAGGCGGGUGCCACCGAGGCAGGGGCCACCGAGGCGGGUGCCACCGAGGCGGACGUCCAGGCGGAGGUCCAGGAGGAGGUCCAGGAGGAGGUCCAGGAGGACACCCUGACGGAGGCCGAGAAGGAGGCCCAGAGGGAGAUCCAGAAGUUCCUGGACGAGAACCCAGCUUUCGUCUCCACCUACUUCAACAAGAAGUUCAGUGCGGGGGCCCUGGCCGCGGCCAUGAAAGUGGACGAGUCCGAAGUGGACGUGACCACGUUUGAGCAGAUGAGCCAGGUGGAGGAAGGGGCCAUCCUGUUUGAAGUCAUCAAGGACAUGCAGGAGAACGUCAGCAUGGAGAUGGUGGUCUUCAAGAUCCUCAAGAGGAUCUGCGCCCUCAUCCACGCCGACCGUUGCAGCCUGUUCAUGUACCGGCAGCGCAACGACGUCGCCGAGCUGGCCACCCGACUCUUCGACGUGCAACCCGGUUCGAACAUCAACGACUGCCUCAUCCCGCCUGACUCGGAGAUUGUCUAUCCCCUCGACAUGGGAAUAGUGGGCAGUGUAGCACAGACCAAGGCGACUGUCAAUGUCAAAGAUGUGACAACAGAGAAUAGCUUCAGUAACUUUGUGGACGAGUUGACUGGAUACACGACCCGCAAUAUCCUAGCCACCCCGAUCAUGAACGGCAAUGAUGUGGUGGCCGUCGUUAUGGCGCUCAACAAAACUUCAGGACCACACUUCACAGAUAAGGACCAGGACCUUUUUGUAAAGUAUCUGAAAGUUGCCGCCUUGAACUUGAGGAUUUUCCAUCUCAGCUACCUUCACGGUGUUGAGACAAGGAAAGGACAGCUCCUGCUAUGGUCAGCCAACAAGGUGUUUGAAGAGCUCACAGAUAUCGAACGACAGUUUCACAAGGCCCUAUAUACAGUGCGAGCAUACCUGAAUUGCGACAGAUACUCAGUUGGACUGCUGGACAUGACUAAAGAAAAGGAGUUCUUUGAUGUCUGGCCAGUACUGAUGGGGGAGCAGGCGCCAUAUUCUGGACCAGUCACCCCAGAUGGAAGGGAAAUCAUCUUCCACAAAAUCAUUGACUAUAUACUGCACGGGAAAGAAGACAUCAAAGUCAUACCGACUCCCCCUGCUGAUCAUUGGGCUCUUGCAAGUGGAAUGCCGACUUACGUUGCAGAAACUGGAUUGAUUUGCAACCUCCUGAACGCUCCAACCGAGGAGAUGUUUAAGUUCCAGUCAGAGCCGCUGGACAGCAGUGGCUGGACCAUAAAGAAUGUGCUUUCCGUACCAAUCGUCAACAAGAAUGACGACAUUGUGGGCGUGGCCACAUUCUACAACAGGAAGGAUGGCAAGCCCUUUGAUCAGCAGGAUGAAGAUCUUAUUGAGGCUAUGACACAGUUUCUUGGCUGGUCAGUGCUGAAUCCAGACACCUAUGACAUUAUGAACAAAAUUGAGAACAGGAAAGGCAUUGCAGAGGACAUGGUAAUGUACCACAUCAGGUGCCGUGAUGAGGAACUGCAAAAAAUUUUGAAAACAAGACAGUAUUUUGACAGAGAACCAGCAGACUGUGAUGAGGAUGAAUUUCGUCAGAUCCUGAAAAAAGAGCUUCCAGGCGCACAGAAAUUCCCGAUCUACGAGUACACCUUCUCAGACUCUGUUUGCACAGAAUUGGAACUGGUGAAGUGCGCAAUUCAAAUGUACUUUGAACUUGGGGUUGUCAAGAAGUUCCAGGUUCCACAGGAGGUUUUGGUGAGGUUCAUUUACUCAAUCAGCAAAGGCUACCGAAAGAUGACCUACCACAACUGGCGCCAUGGCUUCAAUGUUGGGCAGGCGAUGUUCACGAUGUUAACGACAGGGUUGCUGAAGCGCUACUACACUGACCUGGAGGUGAUGGCAAUGCUCACUGCUGCCUUCAUGCAUGACAUAGAUCACAGGGGCACUAAAAACCUGUACCUACUCAAAACUGCUAGUCCAGUCGCCAAACUUCACGGAUCAUUUUUUCUAGAGAGGCAUCAUUUGGAGAUCGGCAAAUUUCUGCUCGCAGAUGAGACGCUGAACAUUUUCCAAAACCUCAACAGAAGACAAAACGAGACCGUCUUGCAUUGCAUUGAUGUUGCCGUCAUUGCAACUGACUUGCUCUUGUAUUUCAAGAAUAGGGCAAUGUUCACGAAGAUUGUAGACACAUCAAAGACAUACGAAGAUGAGAAAAAAUGGACAGACUGGAUGUCCCUUGAGACUACGAGAAAAGAAAUUUUGCUGGCUAUGAUGAUGACCGCCUGUGACUUGUCUACCCUCACUAAACCAUGGGAAAUUCAAAGCCAGGUGGCUCUGGACGUAGCAGAGGAAUUCUGGGAGCAGGGCGACAUGGAGAAGGCUGUUCUAGGGAAGCCACCCAUUAACUUGAUGGACAGGAACAAGGGCGGAGAGUUUGCCAAGCUCCAAGUUGGCUUCAUUGACUUUGUUUGCACCUUCGUAUUCAAGGAGUUUGCCCGUUUCCAUCCGACCACCACUCCGAUGUACGACGGCCUCCUCAGUAACAGGAAGGAGUGGAAAACCAGGGCGGAUGAGUACGACGCCAAAGUGAGGAAUGGACCUGGAUCCUCGUCAUGCUCAAUAUGUUAAAAUUGUCAAACUACACAUGUAGUUUUCUACAAAUAGAGAUCCACUACAUUUCCCCC
Molecule: messenger RNA, 2675 nt
Organism: Engraulis encrasicolus (European anchovy)
Lineage: Eukaryota; Metazoa; Chordata; Actinopteri; Clupeiformes; Engraulidae
Gene: pde6b
Product: phosphodiesterase 6B, cGMP-specific, rod, beta
Exons: 22
Coding region: 1-2619 (872 amino acids)
Biological process (GO): signal transduction; retina development in camera-type eye
Cellular component (GO): photoreceptor outer segment membrane
Molecular function (GO): 3',5'-cyclic-nucleotide phosphodiesterase activity; protein binding
Source: RefSeq, a predicted model, not a curated record